Messenger RNA from Aethina tumida (small hive beetle), 3125 nucleotides. Its product is annotated as exocyst complex component 4. Gene Ontology annotation, biological process: chemical synaptic transmission; exocytosis; Golgi to plasma membrane transport. The coding region runs from base 142 to 2943 and encodes 933 amino acids. The transcript has 15 exons. The record is from RefSeq and is a predicted model, not a curated record. NCBI's taxonomy places the organism in Eukaryota, Metazoa, Arthropoda, Insecta, Coleoptera, Nitidulidae. Gene Ontology annotation, cellular component: growth cone membrane; synapse; exocyst.
UUUAUAAAAUCACCCAUUAUUAAUAAAACAAUAAAAUCCUACGUCUGUUUGACAGCUGUCAAAGUAAUGUUUUGAUAUGGGUGGUUCGUUAUUAUUUUUUAUUUUAGUUUAGAUUUCUAAAACAAAAAUCUUGAACCAAAAAUGGACCAGUCGCCCCCAAUAAAGCCCCCCCGGGGGGUGAAACCGGUGAAGGAAACGAGUGGACUGUUGAUGUCGGUAAUAAGAACGUUGUCUUCCACCGAAACCAACGAACAGAGAGACAGGGAGAAGGCGAAACUGGAGGCCGAGUACAAGAGUUGCGACUUAAAGCUCGACAGUUUGGUUUCGAAGCAUGAAGGGGACCUUUCCAAGGUACUUCAACUAUUCGGUAAUAUAUCUCAAAUCGUCACGGAAAACCGGGAUAAAAUAAGGAAAGUGAAGGAAAACUUGAAGGAGUGUAAAAGGAAGCUACAUUGUCGGAGGGAUGAGUUAAAAAACCUUUGGCUUGAAGGGCUGCAGUACAAGUACAUGUUGGAGCUGUUGGAGGAAAUAGAGAAAAUGAAUGAAGUCCCAAGUCGGUUGGCAACAUACAUGAGCCACAAGCACUAUUUACACGCAACUAAAUUACUUGUGGAGGCUGUCACUUUAGGCAGGGAUACUUUGGAAGGUGUAGAGAGCCUGAAGGAGCUGAGCACGGAACUGGAGGAAAGGAAAGAGCAAUUGCACCUGCAAUUGUUCGCAGAAUUGAAGGAGCACCUGUACACAAAACCGUCUCAACUCGUCCUGACGUUGAGGAGGCAAGGCUCGGGCAGGGACGGCUUCCCCAUUAAUUCACCGCUGCAGCGGAGCACAGAGCUUCGUUCCUCAGGACGUAACAGAUCUGCCCUCUUUAGAAACAACUUCGACGAUGAAUCGAACGUGGAGUUUGAGUUGAACGACAAGUUCGACGUCGAAGAAGACUUAGAUCUGACCCACCCCGAAAACAAUUCCAAGUAUUUCGUAGCUAUUUUAGUCAAGAGUCUGUGUUUGUUAGACAAACUGCCAUACGCAAUAGAAGAGAUUAAGAAAAAUAUGCAAAACACUUUGAUGCAAAUCGUGCAAAGGUCCACGCAACACGUAAAGAAUUACGUGGACUCCCAGAACAACAAUAAAGUAGCUUUAAAAGACUUAUUUCAAAUUUUGUUUGAUCAGUUCAAAGAAGUAGCACAAGCCCACUUAAUAUUUUUAAACUGUUUAGACAAAGCUUCAAAGGCCCACAAUUUAAGUUUAAAUACGUACAACAUGUUUUUUUACUGGAACAAAGUUCAAACUGUGAUGCAACUUUUGUUAAUGGAUUACUUAGAUGUACAAAACACUUCAAGUGAUCUACAGAUUAGUAGUACUGCUGAAGUUAGUGAUAUUAAUUCGUAUUUUUCAAGGAGGAAGCAACAAAGCAAAAAGAAAUCGUUGUUUAAGUUUGAUGGAUCAUCAAGUGCUCUUACUUUAAGCAGUACUUUAAAGUCGUCGUCUGAUGUUGGCAAAGUACUGAUAUGCAACCCGCAUCCUAACAACAUUCUGGUGAUAUUUAUUCCUUUGAUGAGUUUUAUUGAGGAAAUGGAGCAACCCAUGAAUAUUAGACAAAAGAGUAGCCUACAUGAUUUCAUUAAUCAAUACGUCACCAACUCAUAUUUGAAACAGAAAUCUGAUGAAAUACUUAACCAAAUAGAUACAUUAGUUAGAUCUGCUGAAGCUUGGAAGGCCACAGUUCUUCUAAACGUGACAUCUGACUAUAAGCCACUGUUGGAGAGCUGUGUGUCGGUGGAGCGUUGCAUAAGGGAGUGGCGUACCGUACUGAAGUCCCUACCCAUGUACAGCGAAAUAAUCGCCUCCUACGCCUACAUCGCAUUGAAAGAAUACAAAGACACCUGCUACGCCGCUUACAGAGGCAUAGUUCAGCCACACUCAGAAGACAAACGCAUAUGCAGUGCGGCUUGGCUGAAGGACGAGGACAUCAGCAGAUUCCUCAAGUCACUACCCAACUGGUUGAACCUCAAGGGCCAGCAGGAGUACCAGGCGAGAACCGAGCGCACCAAACGCGUAUUGAAAAGGGACCAACCCUCCGAAGAGGAGAGCCCCGAGGACGUGAGGCAAAGGAACCGCCGCGAGGCGGAGAUCCUGGCCAACAAUUUGGGUGAAGGCGGGGUGGCCGCCAGCGAAAUCCUCUCCGACAUGUCGCUGCUGAAGGAGCUGGCCCAGCUGCAGGAGAGCAUGGAGUGGUUCUCGGUGCGCAUGUUCGAGUUCACCAGCAAGUUCCGGCAGGAACCGUCCAGUUUGUCACCCUCUGGUAACGACGGUGAUGCGAUGCAACCCGUUUCCUCCACCACGCUGCAGCAACUCACCAGUCUGGCGCAGGAGUUCGACGAACUGGCCAACACUUGUCUGCUGCUGUUGCACUUAGAAGUGAGGGUGCAGUGCUUCCAUUACUUGCUGGCGCAGACGCACCACAACAAAGAAACCCACGAGCCGGACCCCAAAGUGCUCGAGUUGAGUCGAGUUUUGGCCAACGUUGAUGAGGCCAUGACUUCCAGCUUACACGCAAGGAAAUGCAAGUACAUAUUCGAAGGCCUGGGACACCUGAUAGCCAAAAUCCUGAUCAGCUCAGUCCAAUACAUGCAGCACAUCAAUGAGGGUGGCAUACAGCGCAUGAUCAGAAAUAUUUUCGCCCUCCAGCAAACAUUGACCAACAUAACAAUGACGAGGGAGGUGGCGCUGGAUCACGCCCGCCACUACUUUGAGCUCUUCUGCCUCACACCAGAGGAGAUUUUGAACGGAAUAGUGGAGAAAGGGCCCCAAUUUUCUGAAUUGGAGUACAUGAACGCCCUACAGUUGCUGAAUAGAAGCAGGUCAACUAAAGAAAUUGGGUCUGUGACUGUUCAUUUGGAACGACUGUCGGAUAUAUUGGGUGAAGUUGGAGUUACUGUCUAAUAAUGCCAUUUUGUUAUUUAUCAUUUUAUGUUAGUUUAUAUGCUUAUUGUUAGACAUGUUACACAAAAUUAAUUUUAAGUUAAUCAUAACAUGAUUUGGAUUAUUUAAUUAAAAAAAAAAACACUAUUUAUUUAGGAAUAUGUUUACUUCUAAAGUGAUUUUAAUAAACACGUAUUAAAGUU